CCGCGAAAGCGCGCGCUUUCCUUAUAAAAUCGAGCUUCCGCGUUCGCUCACUCGCCCGCGUCGCAUCCAAAAACGCUCGGCCCCCCGGCGCUCCUGCCUCAUUCUACAAUCUACGCUUGUGUCGUUUGACCAGAUUACGACAUGAUGAUGCCCGCGAUGCUGCCUUGAUGUGACUGCAUCGAUGCCUUCCUCACUCUCAUCUCGUUGCAUCUUCCUUGCAUCUUCAUGCCAUCGGGCGGAGGAGCGACGAUGACGACCUCACGGUAUGUGCCAUCUAUCCCACGUGACUUUGUACACCUUUACUGACCCUCAGCACAGACUUGACCGCCUGGUUACUUUACUGGAGAGUGGAAGUACCCAACUCAUCCGCAACACCGCUGCUCAACAGUUGGCGGAUGUGCAGAAGAAUCAUCCGGAUGAAUUAUUCAAUCUCUUGACUCGCGUCGUUCCUUACCUGCGCUCGCCCUCCUGGGACACCCGGACUGCUGCAGCAAAGGCAAUCGGCGGCAUCGUCGAGCAUGCGGAAAAGUAUGAUCCCAACGCAGAUUUCGACGACAUCAACGAGGCGCCACCGGCGAAAGCGGAAGAUGCGCCGUCUCCAUCGUCAGCUCCUGCUCAACUACAACUCGCCACUUUGGACGUCGAAUCCAUCUUGACAUACGGCAAAGAGCUUCUCGGUAGUGCUGGGAAACAGUAUGACUUCAAAUUGGCUGGUCUGAAUCCGUCAGAGAGAUUGGCACAUCAGAAGCAAACGCUCACCGCACGCCUCGGCUUGGGUGGCGAGUACAUCGAAGAGGAUCUGGUGACGGAAAAAGACAUCGCCAUCAGGUCCAACUCAUUCUCCACCCCAACCGCUCCACGCAUCAAUACGGAUAGGGAAAGUCCACGGGACGAUCCUUUCACAAAGUCUCCCGAUGACUUCGCCGCUCAGACACCUACCGGCAGCGCUGGCGAGAUGAGCAAGCGACAGCUCAACAUGCUCAAGCGCCGUCGCAAAGAGGAACUCAAGCGCGACAACAAAAAGUUCAAAUACGACUUUGCGGCGCGACGGGGCAGUACGACGAACGUCUCACAGACUCCCAUUGAACAAGAGGUGAAAGCUGAGAUCAAAGACGAGCCAAAUCAGAACGGAUCCGCGGAUUACUUCUCUCUGGAGCGCAAAGACGGUGACGAUGACAGCAAGAUUGUCUCGGAGUUCAAAGGGAUGCCUGUCCCGGAAAAGUCCACUCUUCUCACCGAAGCGGAGGAAGAGGGCACGGAAUGGCCAUUCGACCGGCUCUGCGAAUUUCUCACCGUCGACCUCUUCGACCCGCAGUGGGAAAUCCGGCACGGCGCGGCCAUGGGCUUGCGAGAAGUCGUUCGCGUACAUGGCGCGGGAGCGGGUCGACAAGCUGGAAAGUCUAGAACAAAGAAUGACGAGCUCAAUCGAGCGUGGCUGGACGAUUUGUCCUGUCGCCUGUGCUGCGUCUUCAUGCUCGAUCGCUUCGCCGACUACGUCUCGGAUACCGCCGUGGCACCAAUUCGAGAGACGGCCGGGCAGGUGCUUGGUGCCGUCCUGCAAUACCUACCUGUCGCCGCCGUCCACGAUGCCAAUCGCAUUCUCUAUCGUCUCGUCAUGCAGAAGGAUCUGAAAGUUUCGAGACGCAUCUGGCACGCCUGUCACGGCGGGAUGAUCGGCCUGCGGUAUCUGGUUGCCGUGAGGACUGAUUUGGUCUUCCAAGAUCCAUCUCUCAUGGACGGUGUGCUCGAAUGUGUGAUCAAAGGUUUGGGCGACAUGGACGACGAUGUCCGCUCCGUCAGCGCCGCUACGCUCAUUCCUGUCGCCCAGCAAUUCGUCACUGUGCGAAAGAACGAGCUUCCUCACCUCAUGAGCGUGGUCUGGGAGUGCUUGUCCAGCUUGAGCGAUGAUCUGAGUGCGAGCACCGGCUCAGUCAUGGACCUUCUGGCCAAACUCUGCAGCUUCCCGGAAGUCCUGGACGCCAUGAAGCAGAAUGCCCUCGAUGACCCCGAGCAAUCUUUUGACGAGCUCGUGCCUCGCCUCUAUCCAUUCCUUCGACACACAAUCAGAAGUGUGCGCUCCGCCGUCUUGCGUGCGUUGCUCACAUUCAUCAACAUCGAGGGCAAGGACACGAAAGGCUGGAUCAACGGCAAGGCCCUUCGCCUCGUCUACCAAAACUUGCUCGUGGAACGGGAAGAGGACGUGUCCCGGCUUACUCUUGAGGUGUGGGACGCUCUCGUCGAUUGUCUAACUCAGCAAGGCGUUCAGCGAUUCAAAGAUGAGUUCGCCGCGCAUGCAGUGCCUCUCAUAUCACUCACUCUCCAUCCCAUUGGCAUCAGCCGCCACCCCAUCCCCAUGGACGCGACACUCUUCCUCAAGCCUUCGGGACAGGUCUUUGCCAAUUCCACCUCCGUUCGUCGCGCAUCUCCCAUCAACGGGAAUGAGCCGGCCAAGAAACGGCGGAAAUCGGAGAAAAAGGACGCUCCGAUUGCCUCUUCGUACGGGGCGCUCUCACACAACAUCGAUGCCGCAAUCAUGCAGGGCGAUGUUGACCUUGUCGGUGCGGAUGUCAUGAUCCGGUCACGAAUUUUCGCUACGAGAGCUCUGGGCAAAGCAGUCUUUUCCUGGCCGCAAGAUGAUCGACUGGCAUUCUUUGCCUCACACCUUUUGCCCCAGCUGCAGUCAACGUACGCCUCAACGCAGAUCUUCACAGCGAUGGCUCUGGAAGGGUACGCUUCCUUGCUCACCUCCCCGGACCCCCUCGCGAGCAAGGCUAUUGCCGAACUACGUCCACUCGUCGACGAUGAGCGACCGGGAUGCUACAGCGACCAGACCAGCUAUCUGCGCAUCGCCAGGGCGCAGUGCCAGCAACUCAUGAACUCCUUCCAAGAACAGGCUCAUGUCUCCGGCAGCAAACUCCCCAUCAUGGCCGUAGUGUGUCAAGGGGAGCCAGAGGCUGGCAAGAAUGCCUUCUCCAUUGCACAUGCCGAGAAGAUUGUCAAUGAAGACUUUGAGCGGCUCAACAAAGGUCUUUCGACUGUGCAAAGGAUGGCAGCGGCCGAAGCACUCAAUAUCGCCAAGCUGGACGCCGAGACUGCCAUUCGUGAGGCGCAGAACGCAAAGAGUCGGAGCGAUCUUCGCAUUCGUUCGUCCGCUGCCGCGGCUCUCGUCGCUUUCCGUGAGAUCCCAAAGAAACCUCAGGCCACGAUCAAGGCUGUCAUGGAUAGUGUAAAGGAAGAGGAGAACUCGGAUCUCCAACAUCGGUCUGCCACUGCCAUCGCAUCGCUUGUGCAACAGCUCGUCGCCUUGGAGCGCCAUAAAGUGGUUGACAAAGUGGUGGGCAAUCUCGUCAAGUUUUGCUGCAUGGAGACCGGUGAGACGCCCGAAUUCCACCCGAACGCCAAAAAGGAGGCCGAGAUUCUCUCUCUGCAAAAGGAUGAAGACGUCCAGGACCGCCCGGAUGCUGCAAAGUUCGAGCGGGAGGCGAGGGCUGCCCGUAUCACGAGACGAGGCGCCAGAGAUGCCCUGGCACAGCUUUGCCAGGCGUUUGGUGCGGAGUUGUUGAAGAAGGUUCCUACGUUGAGUGAAGUGAUUGAGGGUCCAAUCCGACACUGCUUCGCAAAUGAGCUGCCAGGCGAUAUCACCGACCCUGCCAGCACGACUGGUCAACAAGUGGUCGAUGCCAUGUCCACUCUGCGUGCGCUCAUCGCCAACCUGGAUCCAGGCCUCCACGCUUGGGUGCUCGAUCUUCUUCCUUUCAUCGCCAAAGCGCUGCAGUGUCGAUUAGCCGUGUUGAGAUACAUCGCGGCGAAGUGCUUCGCGAGCGUGUGCAGCGUCAUCACAGUCCAAGGAUUUACCAUGCUUGUGGAGAAGGUGUUGCCGUCCAUCAACAACGCGCACGAGGUCGUCUACCGGCAAGGAGCGAUCGAGUGCAUCUACCACCUCAUCCAAGUCAUGGGCGACGGUGUCCUACCAUACGUGAUCUUCCUGCUUGUGCCCGUGCUCGGACGCAUGAGCGACUCCGACCCGGGCGUGCGACUGAUCGCUACUACCGCAUUCGCAACACUCGUUAAGUUGGUCCCCUUGGAAGCCGGCAUCCCCGACCCACCUGGCUUGCCACAAGCCAUGCUCGAAGGGCGGGAUCGCGAACGCAAGUUCAUCGCUCAGAUGCUGGAUCCCAAAAAAGUCGAGCCCUUCCAGAUCCCCGUCGCGAUCAAAGCGGAGCUGCGUUCGUAUCAGCAGGAUGGUGUCAACUGGCUGCAUUUCCUCAACAAGUAUAAUCUGCAUGGUGUGCUUUGCGACGACAUGGGACUGGGGAAGACGCUGCAAACGCUUUGCAUCGUGGCGAGUGAUCAUCACAUGCGUGCGGAGGAGUUUGCGAAAACGCAGGCUCCGGAUAAGAGCAGAAUGCCUUCUCUCAUUGUUUGCCCCCCGACACUCACCGGACACUGGAAGCAAGAGAUUCUGCAGUACGCGCCGUUUUUGAAUGCCGUCGCCUAUGCUGGACCGCCUGCCGAGCGUGGCAGAGUGCGAUCUCAGUUGAACACGGCAGACAUCGUCAUCACUUCCUACGACAUUGCGAGGAAUGACAUUGACAUUCUUUUGCCCAUCAAUUGGAACUACUGCGUCCUCGACGAGGGCCAUUUGAUCAAGAACCCCAAGGCCAAAGUGACGAUAGCGGUCAAGACGCUGAUCAGCAACCACCGACUCAUCCUCUCCGGCACCCCCAUUCAGAAUAACGUCCUUGAGCUGUGGUCCCUCUUCGAUUUCCUCAUGCCGGGCUUCUUAGGCACGGAAAAGCUAUUUCAAGACCGCUUCGCCAAACCCAUCGCGGCCAGUCGGUUUGCCAAGUCUUCUUCGAAAGAGCAAGAGGCAGGCGCUUUGGCGGUAGAAUCACUGCACAAGCAGGUGCUGCCAUUCCUCCUCCGUCGGUUGAAGGAGGAGGUGCUUAAUGACCUCCCGCCGAAGAUUCUGCAAAACUAUUACUGCGACCUCAGCGAGUUGCAGAAGAAGCUCUUCGACGACUUCAGCCGCAAAGAAGCAAAGUCGCUGCAGGAAAUGGCGGGCAACGCCGACAAAGAGGCCAAACAACACAUCUUCCAGGCUCUGCAGUACAUGCGCAAGCUCUGCAACUCCCCGGCGCUCGUCAUGAAGGAGGGCCACAAGCAAUACGCCGCUAUUCAAUCCCUCCUCGCCCGCGACAAGUCUAGCGUGAGCGACCCCAAGCACGCCCCGAAACUCACCGCGCUCCGCGACCUGCUUGUCGACUGCGGCAUCGGCGUCGAAUCCUCCACCGAGUCCGGCCUCGUGCCCACGGCCGAUCAAGCCGUCUCGCAGCACCGCGCCCUCAUCUUCUGCCAAAUGCGCGAGAUGCUCGACAUGGUGGAGAACACGGUGCUGAAGAAGAUGCUGCCGACCGUUACGUUCGCGCGCCUGGACGGCUCCGUGGAAGCCUCCAAACGCCAGGACAUCGUCAACCGCUUCAACUCCGAUCCUUCGAUCGACUGCCUACUCCUCACCACCAGCGUCGGCGGCCUCGGGCUGAACCUCACGGGCGCCGACACCGUCAUCUUCGUCGAGCACGACUGGAACCCCCAGAAGGACCUACAAGCCAUGGACCGCGCGCACCGCAUCGGACAAAAGAAGGUGGUGAAUGUAUACCGCCUGGUGACGCGCGGCACGCUCGAGGAGAAGAUUCUCAACCUACAGCGCUUCAAAAUCGACGUUGCGUCCACGGUCGUCAACCAGCAGAAUGCCGGGCUGGGCAGCAUGGAGACGGAUCAGAUUCUGGACUUGUUCAGUCUGGGAGACACGGACGGGGAUUCUGGUGGGGCGUUUGGGGGCGGGGACGCGGAGAGGGGGACCGUGGAUGCGGAGAAUGCGGUUGAUGCCGAGGGGAAUGUGAAGGAGAAGGGGAAGAAGGGAAUUUUGGAUGAGUUGAGUGAAUUGUGGGAUGAGCGGCAGUAUGAGGAGGAGUUUAACCUGGAUGGAUUUUUGAAGAGUAUGAAGGCCUGAGAUGGGGGUUAGGAGCAUAGCGCAGCAUCGGAGCAAAAUUAUGAAUUGAGCGGCAAACAACAGAUGCAAUUCUUUUUGAC
Molecule: messenger RNA, 6093 nt
Organism: Neohortaea acidophila
Lineage: Eukaryota; Fungi; Ascomycota; Dothideomycetes; Mycosphaerellales; Teratosphaeriaceae
Product: SNF2 family DNA-dependent ATPase domain-containing protein
Exons: 2
Coding region: 266-6013 (1915 amino acids)
Molecular function (GO): ATP binding; TBP-class protein binding; ATP-dependent chromatin remodeler activity
Source: RefSeq, a predicted model, not a curated record